AUGGCGGGAAGCUCGGAUGAAAACUGUUCUGGCUGCAUUCCCCUUGUGGUCAGGUCUCCAUCGGUGGCCAUUUCCUCCCAAGGCUUUGCUCUUUCUGUACAGACCUGCGUCAUCCGUGCCUGGGACGUGAGCAAACCUUUGCUCUUCUGCCCUGCCAUGAACACCCUCAUGUGGGAGCACCCCAUCACGGCUCGGCAAGUGGGGCAGCUGAAAGAACUCGGCUACGUCGAGAUCCCUUGCGUCGUGAAGAAGCUGGUUUGCGGAGACGAAGGUCGGUGGUGGGCCUCUCCAGCCAAUCCCAUUAGUGCGAGGUGAAAAGAUACGUUACAGUUAUUUCUGACCCACGCUCCCUUAACAAGCAUGAAGCAGAGUCUUGGUCCUGGCAAUACCUCUUUUAUU
Molecule: messenger RNA, 399 nt
Organism: Thamnophis sirtalis
Lineage: Eukaryota; Metazoa; Chordata; Lepidosauria; Squamata; Natricidae
Source: RefSeq, a predicted model, not a curated record